This is a messenger RNA of Lodderomyces parapsilosis, 2733 nucleotides long. RefSeq names its product protein kinase (gene PKH3). The record is from RefSeq and is a predicted model, not a curated record. Gene Ontology annotation, molecular function: ATP binding; protein serine/threonine kinase activity. Gene Ontology annotation, biological process: intracellular signal transduction; peptidyl-serine phosphorylation. The transcript has a single exon. Bases 1 to 2733 code for a protein of 910 amino acids. Lineage: Eukaryota; Fungi; Ascomycota; Pichiomycetes; Serinales; Debaryomycetaceae.
AUGCAACCCAAUCUCAACAACGAAUUGCCAAAUCAUUUGGCAAAACAAUUAUCUCAAUCACAUAUACUGAACUCAAAUUCCGCGGCUAUGAAACAACCACCUUCGACAAUGCCUCUGUCACAAGUUCAAAAUUCCAAAAAGAAGUCAGCUCAUGACUACCAAUUUGGUGCAAUGAUUGGAGAAGGGUCGUAUUCAACAGUCUAUUCUGCGAUGGACAAACAACUGAAGAAAACUUAUGCCAUCAAGGUAUUGUCCAAGAGACACAUUGUCAAAGAAGGUAAGAUCAAAUAUGUUAAUAUCGAGAAAACCACCCUUCACAGAUUGGGCCAGCAACAUCCCGGUAUUGUUCAACUUUACUAUACAUUUCAAGAUGAGUCAAGCUUGUUUUUCGUUUUGGACUUUGCGGAAUAUGGGGAGCUUUUGUCAAUAAUACGGAAACUUGGAUCUUUGUCAGAGCCUGUAUCGAAAUUCUAUAUGUGUCAAAUUAUAGAUGCCGUUAAAUUUAUUCACCUGAAAGGGGUCAUACAUAGGGAUCUCAAACCAGAAAACAUUUUAGUUGGACACGACUUUAAUUUAAAGAUUACUGAUUUUGGAGCCGCCAAAUUGUUGGGAGAGAACGAAGAAGAUGGAGAAAAAAUAGACUAUAGAUCAUUCAAUGCAGAAGCCGAGGUACGGGGUCAAGCACCUCGGGAAAGAUUUGGUUCUUUUGUUGGAACGGCCGAGUACGUAUCUCCUGAAUUGUUGAAAGACAAUAUUUGUGUAUUUGAAUCUGAUAUUUGGGCCAUGGGGUGCAUUCUUUAUCAAUUUUUCAAUGGUGUACCUCCAUUCAAAGGUAGCACUGAGUACCUCACAUUUCAAUUGAUCAUCGAUUUGGAAUAUACGUAUAAGUCUCCGAAACCAAUUCCUGUUGAGGUCAAAGAGAUUAUUGAAAAGAUUCUUGUUCUGAAUCCAUCCGAUCGACCAACUAUACCUGAAAUCAUGUCGUUCUCUUGGUUCAAUGACGUUGAUUGGAGUGAUCCGCGAUACAUAUGGCAUCGAAAGGUACCAAAGUUUGAAAGCUUCAGUGGAAUGGAAACCAUGUCUCAACCAAUGGUGCCGAGGUUCAAAAAUGGGGCAAAUAGAGAAAUAAAUAAAUCAAGCUCCUACCAGCAGUUGCAAUCACAACUUAAUAAUUCUGAUCUAGGGUUUUUACCGACCAUUGGAGCCAAGAAAACUUUCAAGCCACCGACAGCUAUAAGAAAAAACACAUCAUCGAAUAACAAUGGCGAACUAGCUCCGCAGUUUGUGCCGAAUGUUCUGCCACCAAAAAGACGUGAAGCUCACCAUGCAGCACCUCUCACGCAAGUGAGUCAACCUGUAUUCACGGGUCCUACAGUUAAUUUGCGGCCGCUGAAUGUGACCCCACAACAACAACAACAACAACAACAACAACAACAACAACAGCAGCAGCAGCAGCAGCAGCAACAGCAACAAGGAUCCAAUCAAUUUGUGUCUCGACCACCGCAGGGUCCCCCACCCCAAGCUAAGCAUCCGCAAGCUAUGCCGCUGCAAGCUCAGCCACAACAAACUAAAACCCAACUGCAGGCGAAACCGAACAUUAGAGCAAAUACAGCAUUUCAAAAUAUGCCUUUUGUUGCGAAACCUGCAGCGGCUCUACCACAGUCACCUAAAUCUAACCUAGAUACUAAAUCAAAUACACCAAGUAUGACAGAAGGGCUCACGCCGUAUACUUCCGAGCCACCUAAAACAUCUCCUAACGCAGCAGCUGCAGCCGCCGCAUUUGCGAAUAAACAAAAGAACGGUACCCAAACCAAACCAACCCCUAUAUCAAAGAAUAUUUCUCGUCCGGAAAAGCCCAAACCUUUCACUAAACCCUCGCAGAGGCAAACGGUACUCAAACUACAUGAGGUAUCUAGUUUGCUUGCGGCAAAUGAGAAAAUCCUCAAAAUAGAUCUUUUGAAAAGAAUGCAACUUCGAAAAUCGUCCUUAUCGUUGAGCUAUGAUACUCUAGAUGAUACUGUUUUGGAGAAGAUUGUGAAUGAGCACUCGCAUCAUUUACAACAAGGGUCAAAACUUGUUCUCGCUUUUGUUACAAACAUGGCUAGAAUAUUUUUGGUUGACUCAACUUUGGAGGUUAUGUUGGUUGAUUUGAAAGCCAAUAAUGGUGGUGAUUACUUCAUGUACGAUUAUGAAUUCGAAACUGAUGAUGAGGAAGAUCCAAAUGAUAAUCAGCUUGGGUAUUUGAUUAUCGAAGUUGUCAAGGAAAAUGGAGACUUAUAUUUUCUUCAGCAGGUUGUCAAUAGACAUCAAGAGCCAGAAGUAAUCAAGGUUUUGGACAAAGCUGGGAAUGAUGCCGCUAUUGGAAAAGAACAUGGCUGGAUUGAUUGUCUAUUGAUUGCGCGAGAAACUUCUACAGCAUCCCCAGUGGAUUUUCAACCCUCCAAUGACGCAUCGGCAGUGGGAACUACAGCUGCCAGUUCAGUUGCUGCAUCAGCAGCAAAGACUACAAAAAGGGCAUCUUCAUCGUCAACUAAGACCACCAAUGGUGGAUCAUCAAACCUGAUAAUAAAGACAAGCAGUAAUAUCAAGAGUGCAUAUGGUAGUGGCAAGAAGUCCAAAAAGGAAAUAAUACGUAAAACAUCAAGCCUGUCAUUGUUGCGUUCAUCGUCAUCAUCCAACAAUCAAGCAACAAACUUUGCUCGUGCCGCUGCUGCUGCUGCUCGUCCAAAGUGA